ACCAGCCCCGCGCUUUUACAAAAAGGCAGAACCUGCACUUUGACAAUGUUCUCUGCAACACGACGUAAAUUUUCCGAAAAAGUAUAGGAAGCAAAACCCAUUACCAUCAUUACCGGAGAAAUGACCAGAAACCGCAGAGUAGACCCCAUCAUCUAGCUGCCUCGGAUGUAUUAAAGCCUCCUGCAGCUGCAGCAAGUGAUACCAUUGACGCAAUGCAACGUCCCGCCAUCCCACCGUUGCAAUCUAGGUUCGGUCUUUAGGGAUGGCGAAUUUAUUAGAAGCUAUGCUGCUCACGGACGAAAAUGCAACGGUGCAUAAAGGUAAACAGAGGCCACAUUUGCCGUCGCCAACUGGACUGUGAACCCAACCACCAGACUUGGUCUCUGCCUAUGUAUUGCAAUUGUCCCGCCCUGCGGAGGAAACAAAAGACGGCGUGGCUCUCCACCGUACAAACUUCCGGAGCUAACUAAAAUCGCAAGCAUCGAACCUUUGCCGCAUUCCACGCUCCAACGGAGCUCUCGCCUACCGGCCAAAAAGAGGCGCUGUGGUGGCAAUUAGUCAACCUGAACCACCAUGACAGAAGCCAUGCGGGGGAGGGCCACCAUGGCGAAGCGAGUGGGUUUGGCUUUACUCUAUUUUUUUAGAGUAAAUUAAAAAAAAGCGAAUAAGGAACUAUUUCGUCAUAUUGGGAUAAAGCGCCGCCUGUCGAUCCGCACGCUUCUUUCGCUGCAAGGUCGGGCUUCCUCCGGCACUAGAGACUUUUGGUGGUAUUCGGCAUGGACCUUCCUGCUGGCUUGUCAGCAGCCAAGAAACGGAUAACGCGCUUGCUACCUACAGAUACACCUGGCACUUGAAUCAAGGUUGGGGUUUGUGUUUUUCCCUUAUUAGUCCCGGUGUGCCCACAAGCACGGAUAGUGUUUCUCGUCUCAUCCUCUCCAUCCCAAAUCUCGUCCCGUGUGUGACGGCCUCAUCGUAUAAAAUGCCUUCGUCUAUCGUUUCUAUUGGCCUCGGUCUUCUCGCCGUCCUCUCCACUGCCGGAGCUACGGACCCUGCUUGCCAGGCACCAAAGCCAAAGGCCGAUCCGCGAGCUGCUCCUGGUGUUGAGUACAAGGUCCUCGCUAACGACUUGCAAAAGCCCAGAGGUGUCGUCCUCGACUCGGAAGGCAACCUGCUUAUUGUCGAGGCUAGUAGCAAAGGUGUUCGAAGAGUUGUCCUGAAUGACGCCGAUGGCUUGGACGUCUGUGUAGGCUCGUCAUCACAGCUUAUUAAAGACUCAUCUUUAAACCAUGGCAUUGCUCUAUCGGCUGACGGCAAGACUCUCUUCGUGUCCUCUUCCACUACCGUCUUUGCCUAUCCUUACGACGCUACCAAAGGUACCGUCGGCUCGGCCAAGACAAUCGUCACGGCCAUGAAUCAAGGUGGCCACUCUACCCGUACCCUUCUCAUUCCCCAGAACAACCCGGGCCUGCUCCUGGUUUCCCGUGGCUCCGACGGCAAUGUUGACGAACCCACCCAGGAGAUCAAGUCUGCCAGAAGCCAGUUGCGCAGCUUCACUAUUGAUUCCCUCCUUGCCUCCGAGGCACCCGUAGAAUACGCCAAGGGUGAGGUCAUUGCCUGGGGCUUGCGUAACAGUGUUGGCGUCGCUGACGAUCCUACCACUGGCAACAUCUGGACUGUCGAAAAUUCCCUGGAUAACAUGAACCGUCGUGGCAUCGACAUCCACAACACAAACCCAGGCGAGGAGCUCAACUUCCAUGGCCGUCCCAACGACACAUCGUCUGAGGUCUAUGGUAAGAACUACGGCUACCCCGGCUGUGUUGCCAUUUACGACCCCAGCAACGUCAAAGAGUAUCCUGGUGGUGCCGACGUUGGCAAGCAGAUGGCCGGUGACCACCUUAAGAAUGUCAAGGAUGAGUUUUGCCAGAAGACUGUAGCUCCCAAAAUCACUUUUGGCUCACAUCUCGCUCCAUUGGAUAUUCACUUCCACGACGAUGGCUCGUCGGCUCUCAUUUCCUUCCACGGCAGCUGGAACCGUCAGCCCCCUAAUGGUUACCGCCUCAGCCGAGUUUCGUUCAAGGACGGUAUGCCCAUCCGCCCUUCCAAUGCUCCCGAUGCAGAGGAGAAGCUUUUGUGGAACAGUGAUGAGUCCAAAUGCCCUGGCAAAUGCUUCCGCCCCGUGGGUCUCACUAUUGAUGAUAAGCAGCGAGUCUUUAUGACUAGUGACUCUACAGGAGAACUAUAUGUUGUCACUGGCACAAGAGGCAAGCAGAAUCUUGAGAAGAAGAUUGGAGUCAUGGGUAGAAGAGUUGCGCAAAGCCAACUUUCACUGUAAGAAGAAGCAUGUACACGAUAAUGAUACGCUUUUUUAUUUUAAACUUGAUAUUCAAUUUAUUCAGAUAAUGCACUGAAUUCUUAGCCCGUUCAUAAAUAAUUGAACCCAAAUAUCUAAACCCAUUGGACGACCUUCUAGAAACAUGCGCCGUCCUUCAUCCCAGUUAUUACAAAAUCGCGUCAUCAAAAUACCGUAAAAUGGUCGUAUCCCAGCUAAGACAGUAAAAAGGAAAUGGUUGUCCAAGAUUGACAGAACAGCCAGUUCAUGACCAAAAAUAUAAAAAAAAGUAUGUAUCCAGUACAAAGAAUGUAGGUUGAAAAGAAAGGAAAACCGGUGGGCGGUAGCGAGCUGCACACGAGUCGGGGUAUAAAUCUGUGGUGGAAAUGAUACAUUCAGUCGAGUAUCAGUAGGAGACAAAACAAGGAAAGGUCAAAAGAAAGGAUCAUUAAACAAAUUCUGGUGUCUAUGAUCAUGUCAUUGAGAUCUUUUAGAGGUGUGUUCGUGAAAUUCUACUGCGCUGUUGGGCAGCAAUGCUAUGCGUAUGCAAUAUGUUCAAGGCGUUUACAUCUGGGGAACAGAUGGAAUCAUUCGUGAGGCGCGAGGGCCCUGAGCCUGCAACGAGACGAUAAUCUGAGGCAUGCUGCGACGUACUGAGAGCGACUUGCGCUGGCCCAGUGCCGAGUUGGAAGCGCCUGUCGAGGUUGGGAUAGGAGGGAGAGGUGUUGAAGGUGGAGGUGCGCGAGGUGGUGGAGGUGGUGCUGCCGAAUGGCUGCUGCUUGGGCGUGAGCCUUCUUCCUCAAAAGGGACGAGACUUGGGCGACGGCCGUUUUUCCAAGUAUAAGACGAUAGUGCAUUGAGUUCUUGGUUGGCUUCUCCAGCAAGGUCAUCCGUCUGCAGAGAGACGACGUCGUUUGGCGUUCUCGGAGCGAGGCGGUCCAGGUGAGAGUGCGAUGAGCUUCGGGACAGCUGCUUGUUGGCUUGGAUUAUUGUGGACAUGCUUGCCUGGCGGGCGGGGAUUGCCUUGGGGGUGAUGGAGUAUCGACCCUUAAAUGUAGGCUUGAAUGACGCCAGCGAAUUGAACUGCGAGUGGCCACCCAUCGUUUCGGAGGGGACAACCUGAGGCGAUGGGCAAUCCGCAACGACUGAGAGGGGUCGUGAAUCCUUGAGUGACGUUGGCGGCUUUGAGCGGAAGUUUCUGCGUGCCAAGUUUUCUCUUGGUGGUGAGAUUGGCAUCUCAGGAACAGGUGGAGUUGGUUUACAGAACAUUGGGACGUUAAGAGCAGCCUUGGGUGUAGUGAGGGGACCUGGAGGAGGUGCGGUAUAGAGUGGUGACGUUGAAGGGUGAAUCUCUGGCAGUCCCAUAAAGGGCGCAACUGGCUGAACCGGGGAUGCAUUGUAGCUACCGCUGCUGGAUUGCCGGACCAUUUCAACUGCUUUAUCUAUGAUGGACUCUUUGCGGUGUGCAUCAUCAGAUUGUCGAGGGAAGCUUUCUAUAGUUGGAGAUGUAGCGGGGCUUGAUGCAGCCGAUGUGCCAAAUGUGUCUUGGCUAGUCGACAUGACAGAGAGGCGGUGGUUGCUGUCCCGUAAGCUUUCGAGCUGUUGUCCUUCCUGGGAUACGACACUAUUUGUGACAGAGACAUCGUCCAGGCAUUGCUCAUUGGUCUUGUCAUAAUCCGAAACGGUAAUGGCGGCAGUGGACUGUUUGCGCUCAGAAGUGGGAUAGCAUUGAACGGUUUCGCUGCUCUCAAGGCGCGAUAAGUCGCGGGCUGUGAGCGUGCGCUGACUAGCACGCUCUCGGAUUUGGCGCUCCCCAACAGUAUCUUGCGUUUCAGCAUCCUUCAGUUUGAGGAUUUCAGAGCGCACAGCAACAAUCCAUCCAUCCAUGUCAUCGGCAUUGUCGAAAACCAUUAGGAAAUUGGAGGCACGGCGGUUGGGCUCUUUGCUAAACAACGACCUGUGGUCAACCAUUGAAGCUGGAUCUGGUGUGAGUGUAGUGAGAACGUCUGCCGAGAUACGAAGUACCCAGUGCUUUCCUGGGAUACAAUCCGUAACAAAAGCGGCAGAGUUGGCGGUAAGCUUCAAAACUCUUUCAGGGACUCUCUCAUAGUGACCGUCGGCGGUAUAUUGGAGCAGGUUGGCGCUCGUUGUAAGAAGAUAGAUCUUGCUUGUCCAUUCAAAAGGUGACGACUUGUCAUCUCCCUUUUUGGCUUUGUCCUUGGAUCGCUUGGUAAGCCUAGAGGUGUCAUCCUGCACAUCGCCGUCCUGCGGCUGCGAGCUUGGUGCCUCUUGCAGGCUUAGCACUGCAUCUCCAGAUAUCGUAGGGGCCUGAAGGGUUGCUUGGCGGAUAGAUUGAUGGUACGCUGAAUACAGAGCUGGGAUUUCAAGUUCAUCAGCUGCGGACUUGCCUCCGAGCAAGGGACGUGGCAUAAAGCUUCGUCUUGAGCCGCGUCCGAUGGAUCCAAAGGUGCGGGAGGUGCCAGGCAGGUUGGUAUCGGAGGCAGCAGCAGCAGAUCCAGACAUGACUGAGAGUGCGGUUUCGGAUGGGUUGGGUUGGUUCAAGUAGACAGUGCUUCGAGAUGCGCCGAGAGAAGUACGUUCGGUAUAGACUGGGACUGGUGGCACAGGAGGGGGCGCAGAGUCUUCGGGCUUUAGCUUGGAUCGGCUGAACAUGCGACGGAGACCAAGUCGAGAUUCGCGCUUGGCAAGCUUUGGUGGUUCCGGUGCCUGCUCCUGGGUGGUUUUAAGUUGCGAGAGUGAGAACUCUGACUUUCGAGAUCGUAAAGAGAAGCUGGGGAAGUAGCGGUUGCUCUCGGGCACGGCGAGGUGCGUGGUGGACACAUUGCUGGGCGACAUGAUCAGAAGCAGCACUCGCCGGUGGCGACGACGUAAGUUUAGCAGACGGUCGAAGGUUUUGCUGAAGCCAUUCAGGAAAGAUUGGUGAUGUUUCGAGAACUUUGGCAGUGCAGACGAAAAGAGGGGAGCAAAAGGAGAAAGGAAAGCAAAGGAUGAGAUGGAGGAGGGGUGUCAGUUAUUAUUGUCCAAGACAAAAACUGUGGCCACGGGAUGGGACAGCAGCGUGUAAAGGCUGAGCAGCACGUCAAUUGGCCUGUUCCAGAGAAAUGGCAGGCGAAACCGAUGCUACGGUCAAGUUUCGAAGUCACGCGGGGAGGUGAGAUUGAGCUGGUGAAGGUGCUAGGUAGGAUGGCCAAGAGAGGAAGAGGGGGGUGGUGAUGGCAGCGAGUCGAUAUGCCUAGGGCCAGCGUAAUGGAAGCAGGCUUUUUUCCUUUGCCCUCUUGGGUGUGGGACACGACACGACCACGACGCGGCACCGUGAGAGUAGCGAGAAAGAGGAUUAGCGUGAUCUGGAAAGACGGCGAUGUGGAGUUGCAGCGCCGCCAAGUUGGGCAAGGCGAGGGAGUGGGAUAUAGGGAAGGCGGGCAAUUUGUGGUGCGAUGCGCUUCGGAUUGCGCCCUGUGCUUUCAGAGGGAGAGGUGGGAAGGCAACGGUGCCCGCGAGAGCAAAUGAGAUGGUGCUGGGCCAAAACUGAUGCGUUGUAUUCGAGGCGUGUCCAAGGUGCGAUUGGUGGGGUUGCAGUGGGCGAGAUAGAUCCUCGAUGGUGGGCUGCAGUAGCAACGAGAUUGGAUAUGCGGUUGCUUGAGAGACAGUGUGUCGUAAGAGAAACAGGAAAAAAGAGGGGUGUGUGUUUGGACGAGGGAGAAGAAAAAGCAACUGAUGAGGCCCAAAAGGAAGGAAAAAAAUGCACCCAAAGAGCGAUGUAUGCGUUGUUGUGUGAGGGAAAAGGAAAAAUAAAAUAAAGAGGGGACCGUUGGCAGCAUAACCGUGGUCGGUCCAGGAUGAACUGCAC
This is a messenger RNA of [Torrubiella] hemipterigena, 6197 nucleotides long. The record is from the annotation of a GenBank genome assembly. Lineage: Eukaryota; Fungi; Ascomycota; Sordariomycetes; Hypocreales; Clavicipitaceae.